Ixodes scapularis (black-legged tick) is the source of this 11931-nucleotide messenger RNA. It is a transcript of the gene Rbcn-3A, whose product is annotated as dmX-like protein 2. The transcript is spliced from 57 exons. Bases 529 to 10905 code for a protein of 3458 amino acids. Gene Ontology annotation, cellular component: RAVE complex. Gene Ontology annotation, molecular function: protein binding. NCBI's taxonomy places the organism in Eukaryota, Metazoa, Arthropoda, Arachnida, Ixodida, Ixodidae. The record is from RefSeq and is a predicted model, not a curated record. Gene Ontology annotation, biological process: vacuolar acidification.
GCUAGCGCCUGUGUGCCAUUUUACGCGUGUUACUGCGGUCUUCGCCGUGAUAUCCCCCGCCGCCUGAUUCGGCGGGCAUGUUUGUUCCCCCAGCGCUUUCGCAUCGAUCCUCAGGUCCAAUUAAACUCCUCGAUGGAUAGUCGCAACCCCCAUGCCCCCCUCGGACCCGUUCCAACGCCGCGAACGAAGCCGGGAGCCUACCCAGCGUGAUUUCCAACACGUCUGACGCAGAAUCUAAGCCUACAUAUCCUAUCUGACGGCGGGGCCACAGAACCUCUACCGCCGCGAUGGUCAAGCUUUCCACGAUGUCACGGGCCACAGGUUACCGGUACGGCCGGUGCCCUGAUCGAGACGUGCUCACAUCUUGAAGACUAAUCCACCAAGCCCCCGAUUUGUGCAGCGGGAGUUCGUCUCAACCGUCCGACCACUUGCGGCGGACUCUGACGAGGACUUCGCUGGGGGCGUGGGACUGGAUUUUUACCGUGAACGCGCGUGGAGUCUGCCACAGGACUUUGAGAGAACGCUACGAUGAAUCUGCAUCAAGUUCUGACGGGCGCUGUGAACGCCGGGGAUCACUGCUACUCCGUCGGAAGCGUAGAAGGCGUACCGUUCACGGUGUAUGCUGCUGGAUGCAAUAUAGUGAUAUUGGCAAGCAACUUUGAGAGGGUACAGAUCAUCCCAGGUGUGUGCCAUGGCAAUGUCCAAGUCUGCUGCAUCGAUUGCUCCACUGACAUUGGAAAGAUUUCGGCUGCUUACGGCAAAGAUGUCGCCAUCUUUGAACCUUCUCCCCUCUUGCAGCAGACUUCAGCUCACAAACUGGACUACAAAUGGAUCCAAACAGCGACGAUUGAGCUGGACUACACUGUCAGCGUGCUCUCCUGGAACCUUGAAGGCACGCGACUUCUGACCGGCGGCGACUGGAUCCAGCUCUGGCGCUGCACCAUUCAGGGAGAGAGUGAAGUUCUCCGUGAAGACGGAGGGGGCGGUGUCCGGAUGGCCGCCGGCCCCGCCGUCUCUUUCCAAUUGGGCAACGAGGAAGCUCCGCCCCCGCUCCCAGAGGAGACUGCCUCGUGGGACUGUAUUUGGAAGUGCAGGACAUCUCGGCCAGUUAGUUUUCUGCGGUUCUCGCCGGAUGGCACGCUUUUUGCGUCUGCGGGCAAGUCUGAUCGUCUCGUCAAGAUCUGGCAUGACAGUCACAAAGCCCCGGAAUCGGCCGGUCAAGCCGCCGCCGCGAGAACGUGUGGCGGACGCGGAGACCAGCCGUGGAACUUUGGCUUCGUCUAUGCGGCGCAUCCGAGAGCCGUCACAGGGCUGUCAUGGCGGCGGACAAGCAAGUUCAUGCCCAGGGGUUCGGUGGCCAACAUGCUGGUGACGUCGUGCCGGGACAACAUCUGCCGCCUCUGGGUGCAGACCCUGCUGCCCGAGGAUGGCCUGGUCAAUGUCCAGCAGAUCGAGGCCCUGGCCAAUCAGACGCCCCGCCUGCAGACGCAGCGCCACAGGCAGCGCAUACUCCAGAAGCUGCGCCACAUGAAGUCGCUGAGUGAAUACCAGCGGCGGCAGGCGGCGCAGAGCGGCGAGGAACCCCGGGAGACCAUCCCAUCCCUGCCGAGCACGUACAGUGUGCACGAUUUCCACAGCUUCGGGCUCCAGGGGUCGGGAGUGGCUGCGGGCCUCCACUUUCAUCUGGCGGCUAGCAUAAACGCCGAGACAGACAUUCCACUAGUUCCAAGCCUCAGUGCAGCUGCGUCGAGCAACGGCCAUGAGCCCAACUUCGUCCUUCACUGGCUGAACAACAAGGAGAUGUCGUUCAGCAGCGCCACCGAACAGCUCAUUCAGGAGCUGAGCCUCAAGGCCAUCCAGGCCCGCAGGGAGCACCAUAGACAGCAGCUGGCCGCUCAACUGAAGGCCGCCCACGAUGCUGCUGAGGAAGAGAGAGAGCUCGCCGGGGAAGGGGACAUGGACGACGCUGAAGAUGCCGAAGGUGGAGUGUCGAAAGCAAGCUGGCAAGGGAGGUCAGGCCUGAAGUCGCUGCGUCUUGCAAAUGCUGCGGCACCGACCGAAGAAACAGUUCAGGCGUCAGCAGCCGCUAAAGCCUUCUCGCCGGCAUCGUCGUCUGCUUCCUUGGCCACUGAAGCAUCUGCCAAGAAUGCUGAGUCUCUGGGUGACGCUCUUGAUCGAAAGAUUGAGUCCCUACUUCGAGAGUGGCAUCAGAGUCCGGACCUGCUGUUCAGCAUUCACCCUGUCGACGGAAGUUUCCUCGUCUGGCUGGUUGACUGGCUGGACGAGUGCAGCCCAGGGUCGUUUCGCCAAGCUUUGGUGAGCUUCUCGUCGCGGAUUCCGAGCGCCAUCCCCCUGGGGGAUGCGGCCUCCCUCUCCCACCACCUGGCCCUGUACCUGCCCACGGCGGGUCUGGACUUGCGCACUGUCCUCCAGGGCCUGGGAAGCUGGACACAGCUGCCGGUGCCGGCCGUGCAGCUGCCGCCGGGGGACCAAGGCGGCGAGGAGGCCGAGGAGGCGGGCCCCAAGCCCUUCUGCUGCCUUGCUGCACCCUCGCCCAGCGUGUGCAUGCUCUCCAAGCACCACAACGGGUCGCUCAACCUCUGGCACCUCACCUUCAGCGAGGAGUCGCGCUUCACCCACGUGCUGAGUAUCGGUCACGCUUCAAGAGUCUCGGGCCAUCGGUUCCGCAUCAACGACAUUACGUGCCACCCUGUGCUUCCGCUGCUGCUGACAACCUCGCACCACAACCUGCCAAGGGUCAAGGACCCAGCGGACCACGAAGACCAGCUUCCGCGACAGGACAGCAAAGAGGAGCGGGACGGGAGGAAGCGGCGGGAUUCCAGUUUAGCUGCCGCACCGACGGAGGGCUUUUGCAGCGAGCUCAUCCUCUGGAAGGUGGAGUCCGUCGGACCUCUGUCCAAGUCUGGGGGAGUGGCGGAGCUGGCACGGAUCAACUCGCUGGAGCCGUCUGCUUUCUCCAACGUGGCCUGGGUGCCCACAUUGCUGCCCAGCACCACUUUAGGGAGCAUUUCGAAUUCUCCGAGCGCCUGCUUCGUGGCCUCGGACGGUCGGCGGUUGCGGGUGUACCAGGCGGUGAUAGACGCUCGCACGCUGCUCGCCGAAGUGCAGGCUGCGCGUCGCCGGGACAACGCCGACGUGGCGAGCGUUUCGAGCACAACUUCUUCCGGCAUUGACGCGCAGCAUGUGUACCUUCAAGACGACUUCCGCAUCGUGAGCCUUCAGUCGACAGCGCGUCCCGGUUGCGUGGUGGAACUGGACGCGAUUGCAGAGGCCACCCACGACUGGCAGAACACGCAACUUCUGCACGUGUUCCAAGAGCAGCUGAUCGUGGGGGCCAAGAGCGGGGGCACCCUGGCCGGCGUCUUGGGCCCCCAGGAGGAGUCGCAGGAGCGCCAGGUGGGUCUGCUGGAGACCUCGUACCAGGCGUUUGUGGACCUGCGCCACAGCUCGGACUUUGAGGAGCCCUUCUACCUGGUGGUGCUCGAGAAGGCCGAGUCGGGGCGCUCAGCUCUGCACAUGUGGCGCCUCGUCAUCAGCUCCAGGGCUUCUACCGACGGGGGGAUGGCACAGACUUCUGGCCGUCUGCCCGAAGACCUGCCACCUCAUGACAGUGACCACUCACUGUCGUCCCGAAGCAACAGCCCCGAACUGGCAGCGUCCGGUCAGGGGGGACCGAAUUCGGCGUCACCGCGAGCGUCUCCUCUGCGCAUUACGACCUGCAAGGUGUGCACGCAAGAGCUCCCUUUGCCCCAGGGAGUGGAAAUCGCACAUGCUGCCCCGGCGGCUGGGCACCUGAGCUCUUCCAACAUUUACCCAGCGUGCUUUGCACCCUACGUGUUGUCCACGGCCUGCUCGGACGGGCUGACCAGGUUUUGGAAGUGCCUGGUGGAUCGCGACGAAAAGAACAACCCCAGCUACGCGUGGGUGGAGUGGGAGAUGACCCUGAACAAGGCGUCAAGCGCCAUACCCGUGCCUGGGACACCUCUGAGCGUGAGCUGCGCGUACAGCGGCCGAGUGGCGUGCGCCUACAAGCGGGGCCAGUCGUUCACGCGACCAACGUCCGUCAACCCCUCCGACCGUUUUGUCAAUCUCGGCGUGGCCAUUUACGAGUGCGAGUCCACGGGCGGCUCCGAAUGGAUCCUCGAAGACACCGUGCUCCUCAACAACGUCAGCCUAGCACGCAUGGACCAGACGGCGCCGGGCGUCGACCUUGCCCCACUCAUGGACUCGACGCUGCGCCACCGCAAGACUGCCGACACGCUCGUUCAGCGGCUGACCUCGGACGGGGACCUGAGCGGUCCCCCCGCGGGGUCCCUGCAGCGGCUGCUGGCAGUGCCCAGCUACGCAACGCUGCACACGCUGCGUCGGGCCGUCAUCGAACAGGGCAACCAGUGCCCGCUGGUGCACAAGUCGCUGGUGCAGCUGGACUGGGUGUCGUCGGAGGACGGCUCGCACGUGCUCACGGUCGCGGUCGGGUCGAGGGUGCUGCUCUUCACUCCGGUGUCGCAGGACCUCAUCCAGCAGGGGGGCGGGGGCCUCGAGCAGAGGGGUUUGGGUUCCGGCGGGACCCGCCCCCUCCUCAAGCAAAUGUCCUCCCUGGGGGCGCCCGUGGCUGCGGCCGGAGCGGAGGCGGUGCGCUGGCUCCAGAUCCGUUGCACCAAGCUGGAGACGGCAGACGGACUGCCGGCCCUGCCCAUGCAGCUGUCCUGGGUCAGGGACGGCAUCCUGGUGGUGGGCAUGGACAGCGAAAUGCACAUCUACUCCCAGUGGAGGCCGCAGAAGGGGGCUCCUAAGGGCAUGAGGGGUGCUCCCCAGUGUGGGGCGGAAGAAGAGGACCUGUGCCGCGUGCGGAUGGUUCCCGAGGAAGAGUUGCUGGGACGCGUUCAGGAAAUGUCCCAGCUCCGGCUGGGGCCGGGGGCACCCCUCGGCUUGGCCCGCAACGCCUCUUCCUCGUCGUCCCAGGCACUGGACAAGAAGAAGAUUCGGGUGGACGCAUCUUCCGCGCGACUAGCGUCUGCCGCCAAAGAGUCUGAAAUGACGCUAGGCCCAAUGCCGGACCUGGGCCUCUUUGAGACGAGUCGGCUGGCCUGGCCCAUGCUGCCCCAGUACCACCCCAAGCAGCUCAUGGAGCUGCUGGGCUUCGGAAAGAUCCGCAGGGUCAAGGCCAUCCUCAGCCACCUGGUCCGCUGCGUCUCCAAGACGGGACAGGCUCCGAGCGGCGGGGCAGGCGGAGGAGCCGACGGUGGGAUAGCCGAGGGUGCCGCCGAAGAAGAGGCGGUCGAGGACAGCAUGCGAGGGUGGUCGCGCUCGCGCACCCUGUCCCUGGCCGCGCCCGCCACCGGACCGUCGGGGACCCACAGUCCGAAGGACGGCGGCAACGUGGUGCCCGAAGAGCUGCAACUGGACUACGUGGAGAUCCAGUCGAUCCCACCGCUGCCCCUCUUUGCGCUGCUGGCAGCGGACAAGCAGACGGCGCAGCUGGCGGCGCUCGGGCGGAUGGACAUCUCGCCCGGCGCAGACGCCACAGAGGUGGCCUCGCCGCAGGAACAGCAUGACUACAGCACAUUGUUUGAGAGUGCACCGAAGAAGGACAAGUCCCUGGAAGACUUCCUUCAGGAGGAGGAUGCUCAGCCCAAGGCCAAACCGUUACGAGACCGCCACAAGUCUGCACCUGACAAGAACCCGAACCAUUUUGGAAUGCGCCAGGCUCGUCUGCUCACCCAGCUGCUGACGCACUGCCACCUCCCGGGCCUGUCGAGCGUGGACCAAAUGCACCUGCUCGCUCUGGCCGACACCAUCGCCUCCUUCCACGCCACCCUUGCCGACCGCUUCGACUCCGAGAUUGUCCACACUGUGCCAAAGGAGAGCGUUCGGCAGAACUAUGAAAUGGACAUUCAGGCCACUCCUGACUCCCUGGACGACUGUGGGCUGCGCUACUUCUUGGCGGUGCGCCACCACACGUACCUGGUGCGGUGCCUGCCGCUGGCGCACCGGGCCCAGCUUCAGCGCCAGGGCCUGGGCUCCCACAACCUGGUUUGGGCCUUUCACUCGGAGACCCAGGAGGAACUUGUGCAGCUGAUCCCCAGCCUGCAGAAGCCCACCCUACGCUGGGCCGAGCUGAGGGAGCUCGGCCUCGGCUGGUGGAUACGCUCCAACCAGCUGCUCCGCAGAAUCGUUGAGAAGCUGGCAAAGAGCUCGUUCCAAGCCCACUCCAACCCACUGGACGCCGCCCUCUUUUACAUGGCUCUCAAGAAGAAAAACAUUUUGGCCGGGCUGUUCAGGUCGGUGAGCGACAAGCGGAUGUCGGACUUCUUCCAGAACAACUUCGUUCAGGACCGCUGGCGAAAGGCCGCCCUCAAGAAUGCGUACGUCCUUCUCGGGAAGCAACAGUUCGAACACGCCGCUGCCUUUUUUCUCCUGGCCGGCUCCGUCAAGGACGCCGUUCAGGUGUGCCUGAACAAACUGGAAGACCUGCAGCUGGCCAUGGUAGUGGUGAGGCUACACGAGGGCGACCUGGACUCCACCCCGGAGCACCUCCAGCGCCUCCUCGAUGUGGAGGUGCUGGGCCAGCCCGAGGGGGCCGCGUCCUCGUCCCUGGCCCUGGCCCACCCGGACCCCUUCUUCCGCUCGAUGGCGCUGUGGCUGCUGCAGCGCUACGAGGAGGCCCUCACCACGCUGCUCCAGACCCACGUGGGGCAGCAGCACCACAGGAACAGCGCCCAGGUGCAGCCGCCCUCCACCCCGGUGACCGCGCCCACGGGGAAAGGAGCCGUGCCCAACGUGCCUGCGGACACAGCCGACCCCGGCGUGUUCAACUUCUACCUGUACCUCCGCACGCACCCGCUGGUGGUGCGGCGCCACCUGGCCAAGUCGAUGAGCGACCGGCGCCGCCAGGGACGCGCCGUCCUGCUCUCCGGGUUCAAGCCUGGCAGCCCGGUCUCAAAGACUUUGGCCACGGGUGGUGGCGACACCAUCACGCCGCUCGAGCGCCGCCUCUUCUUCACCACGAGCCACGCGCACUUCCGCGCCGGCUGCCCGCCCCUGGCCCUCGAGGUUCUAUCGCGCCUCCCCAACUGCAUCCUCGACGAAGACGCGACUCUCGCCGAAGAGGGGUCAACGGGAAAUCGGGAAGACCUCGCCAACGGGUUGGACGAGGCGCAGAAGGCGUCGGAGUUCGACUGGAGUCAGCCGCUGAGCGUGGAGAAGCCUCAGAAGGCCGGCGAGUUUGACUGGAGUCAACCGCUGAGCAUGGAGAAGCCUCAGAAGGCCGACGAGUUUGACUGGAGUCAGCCGCUGAGCACGGGCGGUGUCCAGAAGGAGGAAGAUUUAGACUGGAGCCAGCCGUCGGGCGUGGCAGCGACGCAACGGGCGUCGAACUUCGACUGGAGUCAGCCGUUGGCGGCGGACGUCGAAGACGACGCCGGGAACAAGAGUUUAAAGCAGCAGGACGCGUCGGAGGAUGCCCAGUCUCAGAACCGGGUGGAAACUUUGGACAUCAUGGCCCAGCAGCUCAAGUUCAUGGCCUGCCUGAAGAUCAUGAUGGAGGAGCUGAGCACACUGGCCACUGGCUUUGAGGUGGAUGGAGGCCAGCUGAGGCACCAGCUGUACCUGUGGCUGGAGCGCUGCGUGGCCGCACUCAAGGAGCUGUGCCAGUACGGUGCUACCAUGGUUCCCCCAACAGGGUCCUCAGCGUCCGAGACCUCCCUGCAUCCGGACGCCGUGGGCGAGGCCAGUUCGGUUGACGGCGCGAACCGACCUUCCGCCGACGGCCAGCUAGGGUUGGCGGGUGGCGGGCCCGUUCCGACGCUGCACGCCAUCUUGGUGGCGGACAAGCAGGACUUUGAGGCGAAGCUGGUGCGCGCGGCAAGGCGCAAGCUGUGGCUCAAGGCCAACGAGGCACUGCUCCGGACCCUCCUUUCCUACACUGGGCUCCACGGUGCUCAUGGAGGGGGCUUGGCGGCCGUGCGCAUGGAGCUGAACCUUCUGCUUCAGGAAUUGCAACAGGACCGAUCACAGCAGCAGCUCCUGUCGCCGCUUCCAUUCCCAACCACGCUUCCCUUGCUGGCUGCCAGCGUGGCCUGUCAAAAGACAGUGGUGGCCGACCCUGUUCGUCUUCUUCAGCUGAUGGCCCAAGACAUCCUGCAGACCGUGGUGGAGUUCCAGGAGCCCCCUGGGGCUGCUACCAGUGCCAGCACCUUCUCGAGGGUCUCGGUGCUCUGGGACCUGGGCACCUCCCUGUCCGCCUGCAUCUACCAGGCCCUGUGUGACAGCGACAGCUUUGGGGGCAAGGUGCAAGGCACCAACAGGGGGCUGGACGUUGAGGACUGCCUCAGCCUGAGUGUCGUGUACCAGAACAGCCACCUCUUGGCUGGUCAUGCUCACCGGCGACCACGGCUCAGCAGCAGCGAGGAGCCCCUUACACCGACCACCCUUCCGAGCAAGUGGCCGGGGGUGCAGUCGUUGCGCGCCCUGAUGGCGCGCGACAAGGAUGAGGACGGCCCCCGGCUCCACACGCUGCUGUGCGAGUCCUUCGUGGCGGUGUUCCUGAGCCAGCUGAUUCACGCGCUGGCCUCGUGCGACUGCCACGUGCUGUUCCGCCUGGUCGGGCAGCGGAUCACCAAGCAGACCUGGGGCAUGCUCUUCGGGGGAGGGGCCAAGAAGCUCCUCAGGGUCACAACGUCCGGCACCAGCGGUGGCACGACGCCGAGCGUGGCCCCCGAGAAGGAGGCCACAGCGACGGUAGAGACGGGCAUCUUUGACGCGCUGACGCGGCAAAGGGUCAAGUGGAACAUGAAGAUCCUGCCCCAGCUCAAGACCGAGGCCCCACAAACCAAGGAGAGGGAGGACCGACCCACCUACAGGGAGCUCUUCGUGCCACCCGUCCUGUCCAUGAUGUCGUGCCUCAUGUCCAAGCCAUCUUUGCCAGACCAGUGGGGACCCCUGGACUACGACUCGGCGGAAUCAGUGCCGAGCGACGAAGAGGAAGCCGGUGAGGAUGAAGAUGAAGACCACGACGAAGACGACGUGUUCGGGGACCUGACGGCGGAUCGCAGACGUGCGUCUCAGGCGUCUCGGCUGGAGCAGCUAGACCCCGGGUCAUACGCGUGGGCCCUGAUGCGCUACGCCACCCUCAAGCUGGCACAGCAUAGCCUGAGGGACUUCCUUGCGGUUGCGGGAAUCGAGCUUCAGGAGCUUCCAGUGACGAGCCCCUUGCUACACGCUUCCCUGCGUUCCCUGGACCACUGGCUGCGCCACCUGCGGGAGGCCCUGGAGGCUCACGGGGGUCCUCCACCGGGGCUGCUUCCCAACAGUUACGUGGAAGGUGCCGGCGCGCCCCAAGGGGCCCCGACACAAGGCCCCCCGAUCCUCAAGUACAAGGUCCUCCUCGAACUGGACAACACCCCUUUCAGCCGAAGCAGGCACCCGGCUGCCCUGCCGGCUCGGCGACUCUGGAACUACCUGGUGCGACAAGAAGAGGUCCAGGAGUUGUUCAUCCGUUACCUCUUCUCGCACAAGGUGGCGCCACCAACAGAGGACGUUGCAACUGUUGCCGCCGUGCCGGCGAGCGACGCCGGAGACGACCGCUCCAUGGAUGGUGCCUUGCCGGAUCCAGUCCGCAUCAUCCACAAGGACCAGGAGAGCAUAUCGGCCUUUUGCGUCAGCCAGGUGAACGACGGCAUCCUAGCGCUGGCCACGCCCAAAGAGCUCCAGGAACUCGACAUCACGGUGCUGCUGGAACCAGCUCCCUGGCUGGACGACGAGGCAGAGUUUGACAUCCUCAACCUGAACCGGCCUCCUGAUCAGGCAGUUGCCCAGUCAUUGGACUUCCUGGUAGUGCAACAUCCGUUGGAUCGGUUCAACGCGGCACCGGGCGCGGGUGGUCUGGGCGGCGCUUCGACCUUCAACAGUCCGACCAGCGCCAAUCCACCCAGUCUUUCGGCACAGACAGGUCGAGGAACAACCAUGAUGAAAGGGCUCAAUUUCCCCGGGAGCUCAAACCCCCACUUCUGUCAGUUUGUGCUCGAGCGAAGCCGUCACAUGAUCAAACCGCUGAAGCGACACAAGGUGGACUCCGUUCGCCGGCUAACCUCUCAUCCCGUGCUGCCGCUGUAUUUGUCUGGCUGCCAGGAUGGUUCGGUGAGCCUGUGGGAGUGGGGACACACGCAGCCGGUGUCCACCCCUAGACUGGCCGGAACGUUCGCCAAGGUCACCAGCCUUCUGUUCAACCAGCAAGGCAAUAAGUUUGGCGUCACAGACGGUGACGGUAACCUCAGCCUGUGGCAAGUGGGGGUCACAUCACCAAAUGCCAAGCCUUUCUUUAGUGCGUCGUGUCACUCUAAACAAGCGAGUGACUUUGCCUUUGUGAGCUCGUCCAGUCUGAUCGCCACAGCGGGACAUUCCAAUGAAAACCGCAACGUCUGCCUUUGGGACACCCUCCUUCCCCACCGCAAGGCCCUCGUCUCCGCGUUCACCUGCCACGAGCACGGCAGCUCGGCGGUCGUGUUUGCGCCGCAGAACCAGCUGCUCAUCUCCGCGGGGAAGAAAGGUGACAUCUUCAUCUUUGAUGUGCGUCAGCGGCAGCUCCGACACAAGUUCCAGGCCCACGAUACCGCCAUCAAGUGCUUGGCCGUAGAUCCGAGAGAAGAGUAUUACAUAUCCGGCUCCGCAGACGGAGACAUCAAGGUGUGGGGCCUGUCCGUGCACGUGCUGCUGUACGCGUUUCCCAACGAGCACUCGCGGAGCACGCUGUUCCGUAACAUCGGCAUGGGAGUGACGCACCUGUCGACCGACGCCCACGGACGCCUCUACUCGUGCGGAGCCGACGGAUCCAUGAAGCUGCGCCAACUCCCCGACCGAGACGCCGUGGUCGCGAGCUUCAUCUAGAAGUUCGCGCCGCCUUCGCCGCACUUCACACCUCGCUCCGGAACCUCGUCGCAAGCUUCGCCAAAACUCCGGGCUCGUUUUCCCCGUUCGACUUCAUUCCCGACACAUUCUUCUUUUUUUACGUUUGCGGUACGCCGCGUUGUCAGUUUAUCUAGCUUUUUCCGCAGUUCGAACGGAACGGUAACUUGACAGACGUGCCCCGGUGUUUUACGAGAGUUACGCCGGCAUCGAAGCGAACGCUUCGCUUUCUUCCGUCAAGGAGGCAAGAUGGCCGAUCUCGAGCUGCGACUCUGCCGCCUUUCCUUUUUUAUUUUUUUGCCGGUUCUUUGUUCUUGGACGUGAGGUUAUAGCUGUGAUAAGUUGCUCCCCCCCUCCCGUUAGGUACGGCCACCCGCACCCAUUCUCGUCCCGAAACGUGCACUUGUGGAGUUUCGCGUCAUCGUCGGCCACGGCCGUCUGUUGUGCGGGGAACAAAGGGGGAAUGUCGGAUCGCCUUAUGCAACAGAAAAAGAAGAGAAAAAAAAAAAAAAGCUCGCGUCAGACGUUUUGUUUUUGAUUAAACUUAUUCUCGAUGGUGGGCCGCCGAUGCAAGCGCGGAACCUGUUGAGGUGUCGCGGAUGCCGCCAAGUUAUGUGUCAGUCCGUUUUCGUCGCUAGUCAUGUUUUUAAAUGGCAGUCGAGACUCGUCGCGUCUUCGGAGAACGCAAGGACUCCGUGCAAGCGGAGAGCCGAGAGAAACGCGCCUCGACGGCGGCGUCGAACGUCUGCUACGAUGUCUCGUUUCGAUUCGGAGCGAAAACGCGAUUCUAGCAAACGACAACGUGCAGUGCUGUGGCGCGUGUGCCAGAGUUCUAAAGCUCCGGGUUGCGUAUGUACAUAAUGUAUUUAUGAAUGUGGAAUUUUUUUCGGCUUACACCUUCUGGGUUCUACUUAGCGCCGAUUUUUUUUAGAUGCAACUGAAUUACGGAGAGUACUGCGAGAUGUGUCGACGAUUGUGUCCUAAAAUAAAGAUGUGUUUAUGGUGUAA